AUGAGCACGCCAAACCUCAUCCUGAACAUCAUUGCGCAGAGGAAUGCAUUGGACCCAUUUGCGAUGUUUUCUGAAGUGAUCAGUAUGAAUUUCGAGCUAUGUACAGUCAGUUGCGCCGAUCUUGAAUCGUUAUCCUAUUACACACAAAAUCUGAAAUCGCUAACAAUUUCGGAUCAAUUGAUAGAUCACAAACAGGAAGGAGAAGAUGUUGAUCCAAGUCUAAUACAAUGCUAUCGUACUUACCAAAGAAAACGUCUUAUUGGACACCGCUCAAAGUUGAUCGCACAUCUUAAAACGCUUUGGCCAUCACUAGUACAACUGACAUUCACGGAUACCGAUGGUACCGUGCUACUCGACGAAUUUCCUAUAAGCUCGUUCUGA
Messenger RNA from Cylicocyclus nassatus, 381 nucleotides. The record is from the annotation of a GenBank genome assembly. Lineage: Eukaryota; Metazoa; Nematoda; Chromadorea; Rhabditida; Strongylidae.